Chenopodium quinoa (quinoa) is the source of this 1892-nucleotide messenger RNA. Its product is annotated as probable auxin efflux carrier component 1b. Gene Ontology annotation, molecular function: auxin efflux transmembrane transporter activity. The coding region runs from base 216 to 1496 and encodes 426 amino acids. Gene Ontology annotation, biological process: auxin export across the plasma membrane; auxin polar transport. The transcript is spliced from 6 exons. Gene Ontology annotation, cellular component: endoplasmic reticulum; plasma membrane. The record is from RefSeq and is a predicted model, not a curated record. NCBI's taxonomy places the organism in Eukaryota, Viridiplantae, Streptophyta, Magnoliopsida, Caryophyllales, Amaranthaceae.
AAACUUGUAUAUAUAACACAUUAACACGUUACAUACUCCAUAAAAACCUUAUUAGAAACCUUGCUUUUAUUCUUCCCAAAUAGAAUUCUCUCCAAUUUCUACUACUUCUACAAGAAAUCUUAAAGUAACUGGACGCGGUUUAAUCACGCGUCCAGUUACUAGAGAGAAUCCUAAUCAAUUUUUGUCAUUUCAAAAACAGAAUUAUUAGAAAUCCCAUGAUUUCUUGGGAGAAUCUAUACCAUGUAUUGUCCAACGUGGUACCACUAUAUGUCGUAAUGAUCUUAGCUUAUAGCUCAGUAAAAUGGUGGAAAAUAUUCACCCCGGAUGAAUGUCUAGGGGUUAACAGAUUUGUAGCCCUAUUCGCGGCUCCAUUUCUAUCUAUCAAGUUUAUCUCAAACAACAACCCUUACGCGAUGAACUACCGUUUCAUAGCAGCAGAUACGCUACAAAAAGUCGUAGUCAUAUUUAUCCUAUUUUUAUGGUGUAAGCUAAGUUCAAGAGGCUCGCUAGAGUGGUGCAUCACACUUUUUUCUCUUGCGACUUUAACAAACACGCUUGUUAUGGGGAUCCCUUUGUUAGAAGGAAUGUACGGCGAAAAUCCAUCUAAAUCUUUAAUGGUGCAAUUAUCUGUGAUACAAUUUAUUAUUUGGUUUCCUUGUUUGUUGUUCUUGUUUGAAUAUAGAAGAGCAACGUUAUUAGUCCCACAAAAAUGUUGUGAGAAUGAAAUUGGUUUAGGGUUUGAUGAGGAGAUACGAAUUGGUGUUGGUGAAGCUUCUCUUCCUAUUGAAUCAAGUGAGAUUGAUGAGGCUAAUAGAAGAGGUAACCAAAAUCUGACUAAUGAUGGUCACGAUCAUGAUCAUAGAGGGGAUACUAACCCUAAAGGCUCAACUUUGCAAGAAUUGGGUACUAGAUCGACGAUGGUUGAUCAGGUCCAUCCUGAAACCGUGGCUCAACUCGAACUCGAACCCAAACCCAAGGAAACAAUCCCUGCUGGUGCGGCAACCAGGCUGAUUUUGAUCAUGGUUUGUAAGAAACUAAUGAGGAACCCUAACUUUUAUUCUAGUGUUAUAGCCCUUAUUUGGUCCUUAAUCUCAUUCAGGUGGCAUGUUCAAAUUCCUGCAAUUGUGGACAACUCAAUUAAAAUUCUCUCUGAUGCAGGAUUAGGGAUGGCAAUGUUUAGUCUUGGUUUGUUCAUGGCUUCACAACCAAGGAUCAUUGCCGGUGGGAAUGCAUCGGCUGCCCUUGCCACGGCGAUGAGAUUCCUCGUCGGCCCUGGUAUUACGGUAGCUACUUCAUAUAUUGUGGGGUUAAGAGGAACCCUGUUACAAAUCACCAUCAUGCAGGCAGCUCUGCCACAAGCAAUUGUCCCUUUCAUCUUUGCUCGAGAAUACAAUGUUCAUCCUGGCAUUCUUAGCACCGCGGUUAGCUUUGGCAUGUUGAUAUCUUUACCAAUUACAUUGGUUUAUUACAUCUUAUUGGGGCUUAUUAUAAAGUGACAAAAUUAGCAAUACCAUGUUGAUAUCAGAGAGUGAUGCGUGGUUAUGUAUAAUGACUUUGUUUGUUUUUAUGGUAUGUUAAGUUGGAGGGUCGGGACCCUUCAUGGAUUAAUUUAGCCCAAAUUAGCAGGCUGGACAAUUUGGGAGAAUGGAGGAAAAGGUAAGGGAAUCUUUUCCCCAAGUUGUCGUUUCUAGUGGAAAUUGAACCUCAAAUCUCAUGGUUAGAAGGUGUUUGUUAUCCUAUCCACUAGAUCAAGCUUAGUUUGGUAAUUAUGAAUUGAGAAUUGUUGAGCGGAGAAUAUCAAAGAAGAGAGAUAUAUUGAUAAAUGCCCCAGAUUGUACCUUGUAUGUAAGACAUAUUAGCUGCCAAAUUCAAGAUAUCGACCCUUUUAUGGA